ACCUUAUUCUCCGCAGGCACAGCCACCUGAAGAAGGUGCAAGAGCGGAGCAAGGUGUGCGAGUGCGAGUGCGCGCUCCGUCUCCCGCCCAAAGCCGCGCUGCGCCGCCAAGUCUGGCCUGGUACUUUUGAUUUUCGCUCAGUACCAAUCUGACGGGCUAGCGAGCAGCUCGAGCAUCGAGUCCGCGCUCCCUUCCACUCCACUCACUGUCUCCAUCGCCGGCACAAAACGUUCAGUGGCAUGGUGUUGCGGAUUUAAUUGACUCUCGCCGGCAGACUCCAAGACUCACUGUCUUCCAAAGAAAACUGCGUUUAACAAUUAUUCGAAAAUAACGAACUGCAUAUUAAUUCAACAUGCUGAAGAAGAGCAGUGAAUUCAAAUUGCAUCUCAGCAAAUUCAACGGCGGUCAUCCGAUCAGCGGGGAGUCGGGCACGAUGAUCAAGUCGUCCGUGGUCGAUCACCACGAGCACCACCAACAGCUACAACACCACCAGCAGAGCGGCGGCCGGUGCGCGAGUUCCCACAACCCGCCGGCGACGAGGCAGCAAGACAGCGGCCUCGGCAGUACCCUUUACCCUGAGGAAGAAGACACUUCCUCCGACUGCAGUCCGGCGUCGUCCGAGAGCCCCAGCCCGGCGCCACAGGUGCCCCCGGUGUCGGCCAGCGCGCCGCCCCUCCCGGCCAAUCCGCCCCCCAACAUUUCCGCAAACCUUGCCAAGGGGAAAGUGAUCAUCAGGCCUGUGGCGUGCAGACCCACCCCCAGCCCCGGUGCCAGGUUACUUGGCGGCAGGAUAGGCGAACGAUACGGCUCCACACCCAGUCUAGUGCACAGGCCCGGCUCUAGACUCGCGCUCUAUGGAAGUAGCAACGAUUUGCGGCCUUAUGGGGGCAGCUCAGUGACCAACUACAACUCUCUCGACCGCAAACUGACGUCGUCUAGCUCAGGUCGUUUCGACGCGAUGAGUCCGCCGUCGCGCCGCGUCGGCCUCUACCUUUGCGACCCCUCCUCGAAUACCUGCAGUUCCCUACCGCCCGUGCCGCCGCCACCGAUACCUCACGACAGUGGCAGCAGCAGUAGAGGAAGCUUACCACCUUCGCCUGAAGGAUCAGACUCAGGAGAAUUGGAACAGGCAUUGCGGGAGCGCGAUGCUGAAAUCGGCCAGCUCAGGGACACCCUGGAGAGGAACGAGGCAGCCAUCUUCACGGUAUACGAGGAGAAGGAGCGUGCCUGGGAAAGGGAACUAAGGAAACUGCGAGCCUUGUACGAAACACGCCUCAGGGCGAGUCAGCAGAAAUCGCUCAGGGUGGAGCAAACACUUGCCUCGCACACAUACCAGUUGCAGCAAGAAAUACGUCGGCUGAAGCAAGACCUGAGCGCGGCCAACACGGAAAGCCAGAAUAAUACAGCCAUCGUGAGCGAACUGCGUCAGGAGCUGGCGGUGCUGCGGUCGAGACUAGACGACACCGAGUGGGGUUUGUGCCACAAGUCAGGCGAACUCGCGCUCAUCAAAGCCCAACUCAAAGACUCACAGGGUGAACAAGCGAACAAAAGUCAUGAGCUGAUCAAUCUUCGAGCUGAACUGAGAGAAGCGAAAUCGAAACUUGAGGCUAGCGAGAAACAGGCCGAACAACGACUUGCUCAGGAGCGAGCUGCCUUCCAGGAAGAGCGUCUAACUUGGUUGAGGGAAAAAGAACAGGUUCUGCACUACCAACGGAGGCUGCAACUGAACUAUGUGCACAUGUACCGCCGGACGCGCACGCUGGAAAGCCAACUGGAAGGCCUCAACAUCAAAAGCCCGAUCAGCCACACGGUGCUCGACGACGAGAACCCAAAGGCCGUGCUCCUGAAGCCUGUCGCGAGGAAAACCCUGACGCCUACCAAUUCAACUACUCUUGUACCUGCCCUUGAUAAUCACACUAUUGAGUUGUAGAAACCAACAAUGUUGUAAUUUUGUUAAGUAUAAUACUUCUUUCAACUGUGCUGAUUUGUAAGACAUUUUUGUAUUGUUAGCAGUUAUAAUUGUGUCCUGUAAAUUAGUAACUUUAUCGGUAAAAAUUAUAAUUGUGUUUUAGUAACUUGUAGCCUUCUCAAUGAACUGUACAGACAUGCUUAGGUUUAAAUUACCACCCUCUUUGUAGCUACCAAGUAGCAUUUGAAUCAUGAAGUAUAACGACAUAUUAUAUGAGAAGCGAUGAAAAUGUUAAUUGUCUCUGUAUUAUUUUCAUGCAUAUGUUGUUUUCUUUGACACCUCCUUAACUCUGAAAGCGCUGCUGAGAAGAAAAGUCAAUUGUGUAAAGAUUUGCCUUAGUGUAUCGAACAACUGUAUAAUUAUUUUUGUUGAAUCUAAAACAAUAAAGUGUAUUAUUAUUAAUUAUGA
This is a messenger RNA of Cloeon dipterum, 2377 nucleotides long. Its product is annotated as leucine zipper putative tumor suppressor 2-like. The record is from RefSeq and is a predicted model, not a curated record. NCBI's taxonomy places the organism in Eukaryota, Metazoa, Arthropoda, Insecta, Ephemeroptera, Baetidae. The transcript has 9 exons. The coding region runs from base 353 to 1930 and encodes 525 amino acids.